Molecule: messenger RNA, 492 nt
Organism: Xenopus laevis (African clawed frog)
Lineage: Eukaryota; Metazoa; Chordata; Amphibia; Anura; Pipidae
Product: histone H2A type 1-like
Exons: 1
Coding region: 53-445 (130 amino acids)
Source: RefSeq, a predicted model, not a curated record
AUCUAUAUUUACUUUGAAUUUUAUUUGGAAGGUUUUACUAGCAUUUGUCAGCAUGUCAGGCAGAGGCAAACAAGGCGGUAAAACUCGCGCUAAGGCCAAGACUCGCUCAUCUCGGGCUGGGCUACAGUUCCCUGUCGGCCGUGUUCACCGGCUGUUAAGGAAAGGCAAUUAUGCAGAGCGGGUGGGAGCUGGAGCUCCAGUCUAUCUGGCUGCAGUGUUGGAGUAUCUGACCGCUGAGAUUUUGGAAUUGGCCGGGAAUGCGGCCCGUGAUAACAAGAAGACUCGCAUUAUCCCCAGACACCUGCAGCUCGCUGUGCGCAACGAUGAGGAACUGAACAAACUGCUCGGAGGAGUCACUAUCGCUCAGGGCGGGGUCCUGCCCAACAUCCAGUCCGUGCUGCUGCCCAAGAAAACCGAGAGCUCCAAGUCGGCCAAGGGCAAGUGAUCUGCUCAGUCAGUACCUACAACACAAAGGCUCUUUUAAGAGCCACU